Molecule: messenger RNA, 11987 nt
Organism: Diabrotica virgifera virgifera (western corn rootworm)
Lineage: Eukaryota; Metazoa; Arthropoda; Insecta; Coleoptera; Chrysomelidae
Product: zinc finger protein 665-like
Exons: 4
Coding region: 73-2049 (658 amino acids)
Cellular component (GO): nucleus
Source: RefSeq, a predicted model, not a curated record
UAUUUGUUUUGUUGUAUGGUUGUAUGUACUUAUUUUAAUUACAAAUACAAUAAAUAAAUUCCUUUAUUAGUUAUGGAAGUUAAAAGUGAAAUUAAGAAAGAGUUUACUGAAUAUGACCAAACAUCAGAAGGUCAUCUAGGUACAUCAGUAGAUCUCCGAAACUUAAAAAAUGAACCAAAGGAAGAUUACCCAGCUCUGGAAGUUAAAGUUAAAAAGGAAGAGUUUGGAGGAUACGACCAAAAAGGUCUAGAGAAUCUAUCCAGGUCAAUAAUAGAUCUUCAAGACCUGAAGGAUGAACCAGAACCAGAGGAAAAUCAACCAGGUUGUUCAGGCAAUAAUACCAGAAUAAAAAUGAUGAAAACACCUGAACAUUCAUCUCAUGAAGAAGAAUAUUUGGGUAGAUACAUUGAAGAAAGAACAUUAAGUAAAAAUAUUAAAGAUCAAACUGGAAAUGGACCAUACACAUGUGCAAUUUGUUUAACACCAUUUACUGCAGCAUGUACCCUGAAAUCACAUAUGAUGACUCACACUGGAGAAAGGCCUUAUAAGUGUGAUACUUGUUUGAAACAAUUUACUGCACCAAGCGCUCUGAAAUCACAUAUGGUGACUCACACUGGAGAAAAGCCUUACAAGUGCGAGAUUUGUCUUAAGCAGUUUACUCACGCCAGUAGUUUGAAAUCACAUAUGAUGACUCACACUGGAGAAAAGCCUUAUAAAUGUGAUACUUGUUUGAAACAGUUUACUGCACAAAGUGCUCUGAAAUCACAUAUGAUGACUCACACUGGAGAAAAGCCUUAUAAGUGCAAAAUUUGUUUUAAGCAGUUUACUCAGGCUGGUCAUUUGAAAUCACACAUGAUGACUCACACUGGAGAGAAGUCUUACAAAUGUGAAAUUUGUUUUAAGCAGUUUGCUCAAGCCGAUCAUUUGAAAUCACAUAUGAUGACUCACACUGGAGAAAAGCCUUACAAGUGCGAGAUUUGUCUUAAGCAGUUUACUCACGCCAGUAGUUUGAAAUCACAUAUGAUGACUCACACUGGAGAAAAGCCUUAUAAGUGUGAUACUUGUUUGAAACAGUUUACUGCACAAAGUGCUCUGAAAUCACAUAUGGUGACUCACACUGGAGAAAAGCCUUAUAAGUGCAAAAUUUGUUUUAAGCAGUUUACUCAGGCUGGUCAUUUGAAAUCACACAUGAUGACUCACACUGGAGAGAAGUCUUACAAAUGUGAAAUUUGUUUUAGGCAGUUUGCUCGAGCCGAUCAUUUGAAAUCACAUAUGAUGACUCACACUGGAGAAAAGCCUUACAAGUGCGAGAUUUGUCUUAAGCAGUUUACUCACGCCACUAGUUUGAAAUCACAUAUGAUGACUCACACUGGAGAAAAGCCUUAUAAGUGUGAUACUUGUUUGAAACAGUUUACUGCACAAAGUGCUCUGAAAUCACAUAUGGUGAUUCACACUGGAGGAGAGCCUUACAAGUGUAAAAUUUGUUUUAAGCAGUUCACUCAAGUCGCUCCUUUGAAAUCACACAGGAUGACCCAUACUGGAGAAAAGGCCUAUAAGUGUGACAUUUGUCUCAAACAGUUUACUCAAACCGGUAAUUUGAAAUUACAUAUGAUGACUCACACUGGAGAAAAGCCUUAUAAGUGUGAUAUUUGUUUGAAACACUUUACUCAGGCAAGUAAUUUGAAAACACAUUUGAGAACACACACUGGAGAAAAGGCCUAUAAGUGUGACAUUUGUCUCAAACAGUUUAGUCAAACCGGUCAUUUGAAAUCACACAUGAUGACUCACACUGGAGAAAAGCCUUUCAAGUGUAAAAUUUGUUUUAAGCAAUUCACUCAAGUCGGUUCUUUGAAAUCACACAUGAUGACCCACACUGGAGAAAAGGCAUAUAAGUGUGACAUUUGUCUCAAACAGUUUACUCAAACCGGUCAUUGGAAAUCACAUAUGAUGACUCACACUCGAGAAAAGCCUUACAAGUGCGAGAUUUGUUUUAAGCAGUUUACUCAUGCCCAAAGUUUGAAAUCACACAUUAUGAAUCACAUUGGAUAAAAGCCUUACAAGUGUAAAAUUUGUUUUAAGCAGUUUACCCAAGUCGGUCCUUUGAAAUCACACAUGAUGACCCACACUGGAGAAAAGGCCUAUAAGUGUGACAUUUGUCUCAAACAGUUUACUCAAACCGGUCAUUUGAAAUCACACAUGAUGACUCAUACUGGAGAAAAGCCUUACAAGUGUCAUAUUUGUUUGAAACAGGUUACUCAUGCCACUAGUUUGAAAUCACACAUGAUGACUCACUUUGGAGAAAACCUCACAGAUGUGAAAUUAGUGUAAUACAGUUUAUUGAUGCAAGGAAUUUGAAAUCCAAUAUGAGAUAUCACACUGAAGAGCUUUACAUGUGAUAUUUCUUUUAAUCAAUUUACGCAGGUAAUGCAUUUGAAAAGACACAGGAUAUCAGCUUUUUAUAAGUAUUGUUUCGAAGUUAUUUCCUUGCGGCAUCUUAAGAGGGUAGGCGCAAAAUUUCGGGUUAAUGCUUUUUAAAUACAUUCAGUUUUUUCGAAUCCUGAAAAAACUAAUAAAUAUUUUUGAAAAAUUUAAUGUAGAAUGAAAGAUUACAUUAUUGCCGACGGCCGAAAGUCACUUACGACAGAAACGCAUUAGAGAGUCGCAGAAGUGACUCGAGUCAUCGCGGACUACUCUAGCUCAGAUUCUUUACGUUGUUUUUAAUCUUCAUGAACGCAUUUGGAAGUCGCGGAAAUACAAGGAAAAGUUAUUUACCAGCAAUUUUAUUGCUGAAAUCGAAUCUUAUGAUUGUAUAUAUUAAUAAUAUAUGUAUGCAAAGUCCGCAGAUAGUGUGCUACUUUUUUAUAAACAAAAUGGCGCCCAAAAAUCGAGUUUUUCUCAAUUUUUGCUCUAUAACUCCAAAGAUUUUAACUUUACACCAAUAACGCCCAAAUAAAAAUUCACCGUAAUUAAAUUCUGCAUAGAGACGUGUUUUUCCCGAUUUACUUCGACGAAAAUUUUCCCCGGAAAAUGCGGGUUUUUCCAACAUCUUUAAAUUUCAACUAAAAUUUUAGAUAAGUAAUUGUUUAUCAAUAAUUAAAUAACUUGGUAAUAUAAAAGCUAAUUAAGGGUUGUCACUCCCGAAGGUACUUUUUAAAAAGGCCCUUUUAAAAGUUACAACGAACAAACUAACAGCACUUUAUUUAAUAUAAAUUAUAACUAUAUUGAAAAUGAAUUUUACAAGUAUUUAUACAUAAUUAAUUGAUGAGGUAUAUAUUGUGGAAAUGUUGAAACUGCUGAUCGGCUGGACUAUUGGACUGCAAUACCGCUGACAUCCGGGGUUAUCGUACUGUAAUUUCUCCAUCCCCUGGGGAAGUUUUGUGAGGGAUGAACAAAACUGAAUGCACAGCAUCUGGGAUUUCUGGCCUCUGGUCGGUAGGGUCUUCUAUUGUGGUUGGAUGCUGGUCCUCUUUUUCUCUUUUCCAUUUCCUUAACUUCAGGUAUCCAAAAGUUAGGAUAAUUGUAACCAGGAUAUAUAUGGGUGGUGUCCACAAAUGGCUUUGGUCCGUAUUUGUAGGAAGGAUGGACUGGAAUCUUUCUUCUUCUUGUGUUAACUUAUGAAGUUCGUCUAAGGGGAUUCUGUCUAAUUUUAAGGGUUUGACUAUUGGAUGCCCUUCUGGAAGAGUAGUUAUCUUGAUUUUUGGUAAUGUUAGUGGUUCCUCUUUGACUGUUGUUUUGGAGUUGAGGUAUACUUCAUUAUUGGUCCUUACUUCGCAUCCUGGAGGUAGUUCUAUCAGAUAAGUUCCUUCGAGUACUUCUAUUUCGGUUGUGCCGCAAUGGGUGGAUACCUUGGUAGCUUUUGGGAAAACAGCGACGUAGUGUGCAUCUGAUAUCUUCUGUAUGAUCGUUCUGGUCACAGUAACGGGAACACUUUGGCAUUGGGCGGCAUCAUUGACUAACUGAAGGAUUUGGAUGAUGCAGUCAUCAGUCUGUUUACUUUCUUGUGGGAAUUUCUCUUGACAGAUGAAUAUUUUGGAUUCGCUUCGUUUACAUGGUAGAUCCAUAUAUAGGAAAGUGUCUGAGUUAUAUGCUAGGUAUGGACCAGGAGGAAUGAUUAUUGUACGAUUGGUAGUUGGGAGUGAGUACAAAUGGAAAUAGGUAAACGACCUGGAAUGAAGAAUAGGAAAAUGUAAAAUGAAAACAAGGGUGUGGUUCGUGAAGUAGCCAUCAAUCUCUACAAUGUCAUAAUAUUUGGAUAGGUCUUCCUCUUGAAUAUAGGGAAUCUGUGAUGCAGGAUGAUGUUCAAGCAUUUUCUGUACUGUCCAUUCUAUUUCUUCUGGUUUGAUGAGACCAUUAUGUAAAGUUUUGAUCCUUGCGAACGUCACUGCUGUUUGUAGAUCGUCAAGUAUCUGUAUAAUUGUUUGCAAGUUCAGGUUUAUCUGAUCUAAGAUGUUUCGGACUUGCAUAUAAUGACUAAAAUUGAAAACAAAUUGGUUCAAUUCUGGUUUUAUUUUGUUGGUCUCUUCGGCUAUAAUUUCUUGGUUGUGAGUUAAUAGUGAAAUAGUAUUGUUGUAAUUAGUCAUUAUUCUCUUGUUUAGGCUCAGUUGGCUGUUGAUAUUUGUAAUGAUGUUCUGUUGGCUAUUUUCGAGUGAUUUAAUGGCAGCAUUGUAUCUCUCGGCAUCGUCUUGAUCUAAGUUACCAGAGAUAGAUUUUAUUAUGCUUCCUAAUCCAUUUAUAAGUCCUCUUCUGCUUCUUGAUGCUGGAUAUAUUGUCUGGAGUUUAUCUCUUGCAGUUUGGAGUAGGUACUGUAUUGCUUUAUCAAAAUUUUGUAGGCUGUCAAAAUAUGGUUGACUAAGUCCAUCUUCUAUUGCUCUGCUGAUUGUAAUGUAUUGAGAUUCUAUGGAGCUGAUUUCUUCUGCGAUGGGUUCUAGAUGAAAAUAGUGGAUGAAAUCGUGAGUGCUGGUUUGAAUUCUGGCUUCUCCAAUUUUAACGGGGAGGAUCCCUGGAUUGUCCUUCAGGUUUUGGAUUUGAACUUGUUGGGCUGCUACUAAGGUACAUCUGUAAAGUAUUUUUACCAUUAGUCUUUGGCUGAUGUUUGAUAUUCUUUUUGUGUAUUGUUGUAUCUUGGGUGUCAACAGUAACUGUAUUGUUAUUUUUCACAAUUCUGGAAGAAAAUCUUGGAAGUAGUUUGUUUCUCUUUAGUGUUUUUCUGGUGUAUACUUUGGUGCUCGGCUUGUAGGUUAUCGGUGCUUCUCUUUUUUCAUUUAAUUUAUCAAUAUUUUUCUGCUUUGCUUCUUGUAAUUUUUUGUUUAUUUCUUUGUAGAUUUCUUUUGUUUUUAAUCUGUGAUUCUGUGUAUAGUUAUUUAUUAAGGUUCUGCUAAUAUCAAUAUCAAAUGGAUCUUGAGGAUCUAUAUGACCGUUGAGAAUUUCUAUUGGUUUUUGUUUGGUUGAUGAAUGGAUAGAGUUGUUGUAUCCCAGAAUAGCAUAUAACAUCUGUUCUUUUAUAUUGAGAUUUUUUCUUUUUUCUCUAAGUAUUCGUAGAUGUUCUAAUAUAGUGGAGUGGAAGCGUUCUAUCAUUCCAUUUGACUGUGGGUUAUCUGGCGUUGUGUAGUGGAUGGCAAUUUUGUGUGUAUCAACAAAUUCCUGGAUAAGGCCGUUCUUGAAUUCUGUUCCACUAUCUGCGAUUAUCAUAUGUGGAAGUCCAUGAUGGGUGACAAAAAGCAUGAAGGCGUUGAGCACAUUGAUUGCGUUUGAUCCUUCUAUUGGGUAUGCUUGUCCAUAUUUCGAAAAUGCAUCAAUUAUUGUCAGAAACUUCUGUCCGGCAGCUUGAAAUGUGUCUAUGUGGAUGAUUUCGAGUGGUUUCGUUGGAGUUGGAGUUACCAUAAAUUUCGGCUUAACUGGAUUUCUGUCGUAUUUAUUGGUUUGGCAGGUAUCACAAAUAUUGAUGACUUCUUCUAUGCCUUUCUUCAGUGUUGGCCAGUAGUAGCGUUUUCUUAUUUGAGCUUCGGUUUCGUUGAUUCCUCUGUGGUUGGUCUUUCCUUGGUGGUAGUUUUCUAUAAUUUCCUUUUGCCUCUCUUCGCUGUUUACGUCUUCUAAGAAUAUGUUGCAUUUGACAAGAUCGAAUGCGGAGUUUUUGAAAGUUUCACGUAGAAUAUUGCACAUGGAUUCAUAAAGUUUAUCGUCUUCGAACAAAAUAGCGUAUUUCUUCUUUGGGUCUACGUAGUUCUUGAAAAAUUGAAAAAUGUCGUUAUGAAGAUCGUUUCUUCCAAGUUGAACGUGCAUUCUCUUCUUUGUUAUAAAACAUUGCUCUGUAAUUGGUUUGGCUGGAUUGUAGUUCACUAACUUCAAAAUUAUCUGGUUGUUGUAGCAGUUAAGUGGUUUCUCGCUGAUUGGAAUUCCCAUUAUCGGAUUCUCUGCUGUAGAGUGUUUGCUGACAUCUGAAUCGUUGUCUUCUUGUUGAUAAAGGGAGCUUGAUGGCUGAUCUUUUGAAUUUUUCUCGUCCUGUGUGCUGUCUUCUUGUAGGAGUUCGUCUAUUAUUUUCAUUUCUUCGGGAGUUAACGAUGUUGUUUGAUGUUUUUCUAUUACUUUGUCCAAGUCUCCUAUAGGGGUUGCUGGAUUAUGAUUUUGUUGAAAGUCUUGAGGUCGGUCGGCUAGAAAUUCUUCUAAGUCGGAUAAAGAGCUGGGAUGGUUGAUCAUGGAUAUAUCGUCAUCGUCUUUCUUCGACAGAAGUUCCAUUAUUUCUUCCAUGUUUUUGUCAAGGCUGUUUACUUCUUUUGUAUGGAUUUCGACGCGGGAUAAGGCAUCUGCAUUCGUAUUUGAUUUGCCUUUCUUAUAUAUGACUUCGUAGUCGAAUUCUUCUAACUUCAGUCUCCAUCUGACAAGUUUUGAGUUUGGAUCCUUAAGGGAGAAUAGCCAUUGUAGUGGUCGAUGGUCGGAUAAAAUUUUGAAUUUUCGUCCAAAAAGAUAGGGGCGGAAGUAUUUAGUGGCCCAGACGAUUGCUAGCAUUUCUUUUUCAAUAGUUGAAUAUUUCAGUUCUGUUUCGUUUAAGGUUCUGGAUGCAUAGGCGAUGGGUUUGUCCUUUCCUAUUGGACCUUGGGACAGGAUGGCUCCUAUGGCGAAGUUACUAGCAUCUGUGGUCAGGUUGAAUGGCUUGGUGAAAUCGGGAUAUUGUAGAAGUGGUUCGUUAACCAAUAAUCCUUUGCAUGUUUUGAUACAAUUCAGGAACUCUUCUGUGUGUUCAAUUUUUGCAUCCUUUUUGAGACAUGUUGUAAGUGGUUUCGUAAUUUUUGCAAAAUCCUUGAUAAAUUUUCUGUAGUAACCAAGUAGUCCUAAAAAUCCUCGGAUUUGCUUAGCUGUUUUUGGUAUCGGAUAAUCUAUGAUUGCUUUGAUCUUAUUCGGAUUUGGUUUUAUUCCUUCGCAGGUUACGACAUGGCCUAGAAAAUCGACUUCCUUUUUGAGGAACUCGCAUUUGUCUACUUGUAUUUUGAAUUUUGUUUCUCGUAGUCUUUCGAAAAUCUUCUUCAGGUUUACCAUAUGUUCCUGGAGGGAGGUAGAAAAAACAAUAAUGUCAUCCAUGUAAACCAGACAUAUUUCUCCUGUGAGUCCUUUUAAUACGUUGUCCAUCACUCUUUGAAAUGUUGAGGGUGCGUUUUUGAGUCCGAAUGGCAUUCUUAGGUAUUCGUAAUGGCCAUUUUCUACAUUGAACGCCGUUUUCUGAACAUCUUGUUCGGCCAUUUCAAUUUGGUGGAAUCCGCUGGCAAGAUCUAGGGUGGAAAAGUAUUGGCAGCGUCCAAGUUUGUCCAAAAUAUCUGUUAUGUUCGGGAUCGGAUAUCUGUCAUCGAUGGUCUUCUCAUUUACUUUUCUGUAGUCAACAACUAUUCGCCAUUUGAUCCUUCCUGAAGCAUCUGGCUUUUUGGCCACGACCCAGAUAGGACUGGACCAGGGUGAUUGACUCGGUCUGAUGAUUUUCUGAUCUAGCAUUGAAGUGAUUUGCUUACGUACUUCUUCCUUGUGGAUGUGAGGAUACCGAUAUGACUUGGUAUAGACUGGAACUUCGUCUGUAGUUCUUAUGCGGUGCUUUAUCUGGUUAGUGAAUGUUAAUGGAUCGUCGGGAUUGUGAAAUAUAUCGGCAAAUUUCCUGCAUAGUCGUCUUAUGUGUAGUUCUUCCUCGGGAUUCAUAUGAUCAGUUCUCAGGAGAGGAUCAACAUCUAUAGAACUGUUAUUUUCCAUGGGCAGAAUAUCUGUUGUGUAUAUAUGGUGUUCUUGAAGAUCUAUUGGCUGGCUUUUGAUUGGCUCGGUUAGUGCUACUUGGAUGUAUUCAUCAGUAUUAUUGAUUAAUUCGGUCCAGGCAAGUUGAUUGCAUGCGACGCUUAGAGUUUCUCGUAGGAUAGCACCUUCGACUUCUUGUCUUGGUAUGAUGAUUGUACCUGAAGUUUCUUUCACCGGCAAUCUGACUUGGGUAAUUGUUUGGGGCUCUAACUGGACGGAGUAGAAUUGUGAUUUAUUCGUCACAUAGUAAUUUAUAGGGAGGAUGGAAUGCUCUGUAGUGAGUGUGGCUUCGGGAAAAUUAAGAUUUGCUUUUAGAAGUUUAAGAUUAUCAAGGCCAAUGAGGCCAUCAAAGGUUUUAUGGAAUUUAAAAAGAUAAAAUUUUAGGCUUUUAUUAGAGUUAAAUUCGGGAAAAAUUGGAAUUUCUACGCAAUAAUCUUGCGAAUGAUUCUGAAAAAUGGAAGUUACUACAAAUGGUUCAUAUUUAAUAUCAUUUUUGUAAAAUUUAUGGGCUAUGUCGGGAUUAAGAAAAGAUUUAGUGGCUCCUGUGUCAAUUAGAAGUUUUAGGGGAGGAUUUUGAAUUUUGAUAUAUGGGAGCUCUCUUUUCUCGGCAUAGGAAUGUAAUUCUAUUACGUUUCUUGAUUUUCCUCUAGAAGUUGAGGAAAAUUUUGACUAUCGUCUGUAAAUUCUUCAUAAUCGUACCCUUCUUGUUCACAAUAAGGGUAGUCUUGGUAAUUAUCGCCGUAAGCGGCUUCAUCAUAAUUGUUUUCUUCCUGUUCUACAUUAUACAGCUCCUCUACUGUAAAUCUUGGGCUAGCUGUUUGUUGAAAACGGAAAUUCCUUUGGGUAGGGGGUCGAGUAAUAGAUCGAUCGACACUCAUUGGUGUUGGUCUAUAUGACUGAGAUGGGGCUGGUUUAUGAGAAUUAGGUAAAUUUGGUCUAGAAUGUUGUUGAAAUGGAGUGAUCUGUUGAUUUUGUGGAAAUCUGUGAGUUUGUGUUGGCCAUCUUGGAGUAUUAUUUAUAAAUGGUUGUUGUUGAAAAGGCCCUUGAUUUUGCCUAGGGAAUGGCUGUUGCUGUUGCCAUUGGGGCUUUGGCAACUGAGGUUGCCAGCGUGGAGGUUGAGUAGAAUUUUGUCUCUGCGUAUGUGGAGUGGCAGAAAAUUUACUGGAGUUUGGUAAAGAAUAGUUUUGCGACUUUUGCAAAUAUCGGAUAUUGUUUUCUUCUUGGAUGUAUUGAAUAGCUAAAGCGAGGUUUGUUGGUCUCAUGGAUCGAAUUGUCGAUCCUAAAGGCUCUCUUAGUCCGGCUAAGAAUGUAGUUAACGCUUGUUGCUGGAAAAAUUCCUUUUUACUUUUCUUUACUUCUUCAUUGUCAUUAUGAAGUUCAAUAUGAUUAGAAAUGGUAUUUAGAAGAGACAUAACUUUUUCAUGAAAUUGAUGAGGGUUCUCAUUUGGUCCCUGACGAAGAUUAACUAGAUCUCUAGUUAAAGAAUUUUCAUUUCGCUGGUCUGCGAAAUUUUGAAUAAGGGCUGUUCGUAUUGACGGCCAGUCUUUACAGCCGUAAACGGAAAUAAUUUCUCUGGCUCUUCCUUUAAUUUUAUUCAUGAUUCCUCUAGAGAGCAUAAUAUUUUGGAAAUUUUCUGGGUUAGCAUGGUCCCAAAAAUGGGCUAAGAGCAUUGUAAUGACAUCGAUAAAAUUAUGGAGUUCGUUCGGAUUGCCAUCGUAUUCUGGUACGAUGGAAAGGUCUUUAUUGACAUCAAAAGUGGGGGCCAUAAUGGAAUUAGUAGUUUCAGAUGCUGGAGUUAUAAUUAUGGAAGGUAUUUCAAAAGAAUUGGUGGGUAUUUUAUUAUCAGCUAAUGGAGAACUAGAUUCUGUGUUUAAUUCAAAAAUUGUUGAAAGAGAAUCACUUAUUCUAAGAGAUGAUACUUGUGAAAUUAUAUUAGAAUUAGAAAUAAGGUGAAAUUUGCUUACAGGUAUAAGAUGAUGCUUCGGUGCAUUCCUUCUCGGUACACUUUUCUUUUCUUCUUUUAGCUUCUUUUCAGCUUUCUUCAUAAAUGUUGAACUCCUGGAUGGAACUGCCUUAGUUCUUCCUGGAAUCUGGUUCGGUAGCGGGUAAACGUUUGAGAACGACGAGGAUCUUCCUGGAGACUCUCCCACUAUCGUACUGCCUGCGCCAAUUAAGGGUUGUCACUCCCGAAGGUACUUUUUAAAAAGGCCCUUUUAAAAGUUACAACGAACAAACUAACAGCACUUUAUUUAAUAUAAAUUAUAACUAUAUUGAAAAUGAAUUUUACAAGUAUUUAUACAUAAUUAAUUGAUGAGGUAUAUAUUGUGGAAAUGUUGAAACUGCUGAUCGGCUGGACUAUUGGACUGCAAUACCGCUGACAUCCGGGGUUAUCGUACUGUAAUUAGCUCUUUUCGUAUAGAUAAUAAUUCCAGAAGCCGAUGAAAAUAUUUAAUGAACAGUUUAGCAACAAUUUAAUUACUAAUUAAAAAUUUACGGUCGCCAUAAUAACCACAAUAAUUAUGAUACAUAAGAAUAACUAUGAUUUUUGUAUAAAAAGAUACUCUAUCUAUCUAACGUACUUUAUAGAAUUGAAAUUGGACUAUCUAAGCGGCCUCAGGAAUAUUUUAAAAUUAUAAACAAUUUCUUGACUUAUAAAAUAUAAACAAUUAGAAUAUCUCGGGAAAUAUUCAAUUAAAUUAAAACAUGAAAACGGUACUGAAAAAAAGCGGCAGGCCGCUUCUUUUAAAAGAAAAAACGUUUAAUUGUGAUGAGUGGUUCCUGAGAUACAACCGGUCAAAUAGGUCUGGAUCCCGCGUAUGAAAAAGAAAGUUGAUUAAUAGCAAGCUGAAAAUUUGUUAAUAGCUUAAAGGUAUCUAGUCGGAUAAACUUUGAUAUAUGGGAACACUGGAACUCUCAUGCAAAAAUCAGACUGCAACUUAUCGCCUGUCAUAAUUCCUGUCGUUUGACAUAUUCUACAUGUUCCACUCAUUAAAACGCGCAUUUGGUGAUAAAUAGCAGUCUGAUUUUUGCAUGAGAGUUUAAUCUCUGUUCGGAGAGUUUAAGUCUGUUCUGUCGGACAAAAUGUGCCGAUUUCGUGGUCUGACCGUUCCAAAUUUUUAACCUGUUUCACAAUUAAAUCUGCCCCUGUUCCAGUGUUCCCAUAUAUCAAUGUUUAUCCGACUAGACACCCUUAAGCUAUUAACAAAUUUUUAGCUUGCUAUUAAUCAACUUGUGUUUCAGACGCGACGAGGACUUGAUUCAAUUUUUAAUGAGAAUCUCAAGUCUUCCACUGUCUUGUACGCGACGAGCCGCGUUCGCGACCCUCUAAUGCGUUUCUGUCUUUAGAAUAAACAAAAAGUUUCUUUUGAAUAAGAUAUUUGAAAUUAAAAAUCAUACUCAAUUUUCUGUUCUUUUUCACCCCUGUAAUUUAUUUAAAUAAACAUAGAAGGUUUCAGGGACUUCCGGCAAUCGGUAAUAAUGUAGUCUUUCGUUGUCUUUAAAUUUUUCGAAAAUAUAAAAUAUACUUAUUAGUUUUCUCAGAAUUCGAAAAAAAUUAUUGCACUUAAAAAGCGUUGGCCCGAAAAAUUUUGCGCCCACUCUCUUAAUGCAAUUUACUAUGUUGUUUCGAAUAAGCAACAAUUUUACGUUAAAAUAACUUUAUUUGACUUUUCGAUUACCACUUCGGAAAUCGUUCUCAAAAUACAAAACAUUAAUAAAUUAAA